Acyrthosiphon pisum (pea aphid) is the source of this 3819-nucleotide messenger RNA. It is a transcript of the gene Atpalpha, whose product is annotated as sodium/potassium-transporting ATPase subunit alpha. Gene Ontology annotation, biological process: intracellular sodium ion homeostasis; sodium ion export across plasma membrane; intracellular potassium ion homeostasis. The coding region runs from base 222 to 3491 and encodes 1089 amino acids. Gene Ontology annotation, cellular component: plasma membrane. The transcript is spliced from 18 exons. NCBI's taxonomy places the organism in Eukaryota, Metazoa, Arthropoda, Insecta, Hemiptera, Aphididae. Gene Ontology annotation, molecular function: ATP hydrolysis activity; P-type sodium:potassium-exchanging transporter activity; ATP binding. The record is from RefSeq and is a predicted model, not a curated record.
ACUUAUUAGUUAAUAGUAAAUAUUUAAUAGGUAUUGACUGUUGGUAUUUCGUUGGUCUUACACUCUUAUCCUCAAUUUGUAUUUAGUAAUUUUGUGUGGCGUUUUCGUACGUUUAUUGAUGUUUUGAUUGUUGUGAAUUUUUACGUUCAUGAAUUAUUGUUUCCUUAAACAUUUGUGAUAGAAAAAUUAUGAAUGAGUUUUUGUGAUUAAUUUUUUCCGAAAUGUCGUCAUUAGCAUCUAAGGAUUAUGAUCUGCAUGGAAGAACAGACUCGUAUCGUGUUGCUACAGUUCCAUCUCAAUUUGAUGAUAAUAAAACAGUAGAUGGAAAGCCAAAAACAAGAAGAAAAGCACCAUCAUCGAUUAGUACCAAGUAUAGUCAUGCUGAAAACUUAGAUGAACUGAAACAAGAUCCAUAUUUGGACUAUCAUAAAGUACCAUUAGAUGAACUGUACCAACGAUUUGGAACACAUCCUGGAACUGGGUUAACUCAUGCUAAAGCUCGAGAAAAUUUAGAAAGAGAUGGACCUAAUACUCUGACACCGCCAAUUACGACACCUGAAUGGAUAAAAUUUACAAAACAGAUUUUUGGUGGAUUUUCAGUAUUAUUAUGGUGUGGAGCACUUCUGUGUUUUCUAGCCCAUACUGCAGAAACUAGUACUACAGAAGAUCCAAAUGACGAUUAUUUUUACUUGGGAGUAGUAUUAGUUGCUGUUGUCAUCAUCACAGGAAUCUUCUCCUAUUAUCAACAAGCUAAAUCUUCUGCAAUUGUGGAUUCAUUUAGGAAUUUAGUUCCUCAGAUUUACUUAGGUUCAAGUUUAAUAGCUGUUAUUAUAGUCACUGGCUUUUUAUCUUACUGUCGGCAGUAUAAUCAAGGUGAAAUCAUCCGAUCAUUCUAUGAAACAACUUCUCAGUUUGCCGUAGUUAUACGUCAAGGUGAAUCAUUGACAUUACGAGCUGAAGAUCUCACUCUUGGUGACAUUGUUGAGCUUAAGUUUGGAGAUCGUAUUCCAGCUGACUUAAGAAUUAUUGAGAGUCAUUCAUUUAAAGUUGAUAAUUCAUCACUGACUGGUGAAUCUGAACCACAAAGUCGCACUCCGGAAUUUACUCAUGACGAUCCUUUGGAAACUAAAAAUUUUGCAUUUUCUUCCACUCAUGCUGUUGAAGGAACUGCUAAGGGUGUGGUUAUUGCAUGUGGAGAUAAUACUGUUAUGGGAAGAAUUGCUGGAUUAGCUUCAAGUUUAGAUAGUCGACCAACACCAAUUGCAAGGGAAAUAAUUCGUUUUGUGAAUUUCGUUAAUAUUACGGCUAUAAUUAUUGGAAUAUUACUAUUCAUUAUUGCAUUGAUGAUGGGUUGCUAUUGGUUGGAUGCCAUUAUUUUUAUGAUAGGUUUUUUAGUUGCAGCUGUUCCAGAAGGUUUGUUAGCCACUGUAACUGUUUGUUUAACAUUAACUGCCAAGCGAAUGGCAUCUAAAAACUGUCUUGUAAAGAAUUUGGAAGCAGUUGAGACACUAGGCUCAACUUCAACAAUUUGUUCUGAUAAGACUGGAACAUUAACUCAAAAUCGUAUGACUGUUGCUCACAUGUGGUUUGAUAAUCAAAUUAUUGAAGCAGACACUACUGAGGAUCAGUCUGGUGUGCAAUAUGAUAGAUCCAGUCCUGGGUUUAGAGCUUUGGCUAGAAUUGCCACACUUUGUAAUCGAGCUGAAUUUAAAGCAGGACAGGAUGGUGUACCUACUCUAAAAAAGGAAGUAAAUGGGGAUGCUUCAGAAUCUGCUUUGUUGAAGUGUAUGACACUUGCUCUUGGUGAUGUAAUGUCUAUCAGAAGGCGUAACCGUAAGGUUUGCGAGAUACCUUUUAAUUCAACAAAUAAAUAUCAGGUUUCAAUUCAUGAGACUGAAGAUCCUUCAGAUUCUCGAUAUUCUCGAUAUUUAUUAGUUAUGAAAGGAGCUCCGGAACGUGUCCUUGAUCGUUGCUCUACCAUAUUUAUUGGGGGAAAAGAAAAAGUUCUCGAUGAAGAAAUGCGAGAAGCAUUUAAUAACGCAUACUUAGAAUUAGGUGGUCUUGGCGAGCGCGUCCUAGGUUUUUGUGAUAUGUUAUUAUCACCAGACCGUUUUCCUAAAAAUUUCCUGUUUGAUGUCGAUGAACCUAAUUUCCCAUUAAGUGGUAUGCGAUUUGUUGGGUUGAUGUCUAUGAUAGAUCCACCAAGAGCAGCGGUUCCAGAUGCUGUGGCUAAAUGUCGUUCAGCUGGUAUAAAAGUUAUUAUGGUUACUGGAGAUCAUCCUAUUACUGCUAAGGCAAUCGCAAAAUCUGUUGGAAUUAUAUCUGAAGGAAAUGAAACAGUUGAAGACAUCUCUCAGAGAUUAAAUAUUCCUAUAUCUGAAGUAAAUCCAAGAGAUGCUAACGCAGCUGUCGUACAUGGUUCUGAAUUAUUGGAUUUACCUCCAGAGGUUUUGGAUGAAAUAUUAAGAUACCAUAAAGAAAUAGUAUUUGCAAGAACUUCGCCUCAACAAAAAUUAAUUAUAGUUGAAGGUUGUCAAAGAAUUGGAGGAGUUGUUGCUGUAACUGGAGAUGGUGUUAAUGAUUCACCUGCACUUAAAAAAGCAGAUAUUGGUGUUGCAAUGGGAAUUUCUGGAUCAGACGUUUCAAAAGAAGCAGCUGACAUGAUUCUUUUAGAUGAUAAUUUUGCUAGUAUUGUUACUGGCAUAGAAGAAGGACGUUUAGUGUUUGAUAAUUUAAAAAAAUCUAUUACUUAUACUCUUUCAUCUAAUGUCCCUCAAUUACUGCCGUUCAUUGCUUUUAUCAUGCUAAGCAUACCAUUGCCUAUUGGUGCUAUUGCUAUAUUAUGCAUUGAUCUUGGUACAGAUAUGGUUCCAGCCAUUUCAUUGGGUUAUGAGCAUCCAGAAUCAGAUAUAAUGAAGCGCCCUCCUAGAAAUCUAAUUAGAGAUAAACUUGUGAAUAACAGAUUAAUAUCUGUGGCAUUUUGUCAAUUGGGUGUUAUCGAGGCAUUUGCUGGUUUUUUCACUUAUUUUGUAAUUAUGGCUGAAAAUGGAUUUAUGCCAUAUAAAUUAAUUGGAAUACGCCGUGAAUGGGACUCUAGAGCAGUUAAUGAUUUGCCAGAUUCUUAUAAUCAAGAAUGGACCUAUCAAGACCGCAAGUCUUUAGAGUAUACGUGCCAUACAGGAUUUUUCAUAGCAAUUGUAGUAGUACAAUGGGCAAAUCUUAUUAUAUGUAAGACGAGGAGAAACUCAAUCGCACAUCAAGGAAUGAGAAAUAUGGCUCUGAACUUCAGUUUAAUAUUUGAGACUGUAUUAGCAUUGUUCUUGUGUUAUUUACCUGGAAUGGAUGAAGCUUUACGCAUGUAUCCAUUGAAAUGGACUUGGUGGAUUCCUCCAAUACCAUUCAUGCUAGCUUUAUUUAUUUAUGACGAAGUAAGAAAAUUUUACAUAAGACGAAAUCCGGGUGGAUGGUUAGAAAAAGAAACAUAUUAUUAAGUUAAUUGCGAUGAUUGAAGUUAAUCAAUAUUAAAAGGUAGUUAAUUUAAUUUCAUGAUCACUUAUUAGAAAUAUAUUCUUUAAAAUGUAAACAUUGUCUUAAAUUUAUAAAUUUAUUGAUUUCAUUUAAAUUUAAAUUCUCAAGUAUAACAUGCACUAUAGCUAGUAAUAUUCUUUCAAAAUUUUGAAUUUUUCAAAUUUAUUAUUAAUAACGAUUUUUUUAAUAUUAAAAACCAACACAUAAGUCUAUAAUCUCUAGCGGUUUCUCUUAUGAAUAUAUACAGGGUUGUUAAAAUUUGAAUGACAUUGAUUUACCUUUUUUUCUUAU